Messenger RNA from Ostertagia ostertagi, 1305 nucleotides. Lineage: Eukaryota; Metazoa; Nematoda; Chromadorea; Rhabditida; Trichostrongylidae. The record is from the annotation of a GenBank genome assembly.
AUGACAGCACAAGUUCUCUGUGAUAUUAUCAAUGCCAAAGACCUCAAGUACGAUUAUGUGGUGGGAGUACCGUAUGCUGCACUACCGUUGGCUACACAUGUUAGCCAUAUUCUCGAUGUGCCUAUGCUAAUGAAGCGCAAGGAAAGCAAGGCUUACGGUACGAAGAAGACAAUUGAGGGCGUUUUUACUCCGGGACAUACGGUACUCCUCAUUGAGGAUGUAGUCACCUCCGGAGAAUCAAUUCGUGAAACAGCCGAAGCUUUACGGGCUGAAGGAUUGGAGGUUACGGACUCGGUUGCUGUUCUGGACAGGCAGCAAGGCGCGGCUGAAGGCCUUGCUCGUGCUGACAUCAAUUUUCACAGUUUAAAUUUUAGUUUAAUGACGGUCAAGAAAGACGUUCGCAGUAAAGCAUUCCGUGCGAUCCGUUCAAGCGCUGAUGCUAUCGCAUACUUCGAGGCCAAUCAUCGCGUGCGUGGAUACGACAUGCAGGUGCAAAGAGCUCAUGCGUUGUCGUGGAAUUGCGAUGGAACUCGUUUAGCGUGUGGAUCGCAAGAUCGGCGUGUUUCAGUAGGAACAGUGGACUCCUCAUGUCGUGUAAAAUGCACGUUUGUAGGGCAGGGUCAUGAUGAUUCGGUCGAUCAGGUAGCAUUUCAUCGCACAAAUCCGAAUCUUCUCGCAUCCGCGAGCACUGACAAAUCAAUCAUUAUAUGGGAUAUUCGUCAACAGAAAACCCAUACCAGAUUAUCAACGAGAGCCGCGAACUUAUAUGGUGACCCAUGGUCUCAUGUGGAGGUACUUGGGUUUAUUUGGAGACAGGAAGAUCGGCUGCACGUGAUAGAUGGAAGAACUUUGAGCACUCUGAAGUCGUAUGAAUCAAAGACAGAAAUGAACGAAUUCGCAUAUCAUCCUUCUGGGAAAUACCUCUUUGUUGCCACAGGGCAAGGCAGAGUAGAGAUAUUUAAGAUGCCUGACUUGGAGUUGGUUCGCACUGUAGUCGCUCAUUCUGGCCAGUCUAACUGCGUAGCGUUAGCAGUAUCACCAGAUGGGCAACGCGUAGCCGUUGGAGCAUCUGACGCUCUAUGUUCGAUAUGGAGCAUCGAAGAGAUGAUUUGUGAGCGAAAUCUAGGGAGGUUGGAUUAUCCCGUCAGAGCAGUGGCGUUCAGCAGCGACAGCCAGUUGAUAGCAACCGGAAGUGAAGAUCAUUCAAUAGAUAUUGCUUAUGUUAAUGACGGAUCCAGGUACAUUUUGUAUUCAUUUGCAAGGAACAGAAGAACGAAAGAAAACGCUUCGUCGUCGUUGACAUGA